AAUGGCUUGUUCGUGGAACGUCACCGGAAGCGGAUGAGUGUGUCCUUCACAGACGUGUGCGUGCCUGGGGAUGCACAGACACCAGGUCUGAAAAGCUAACACAAGCAAUCUAAUAUUCACCUUUAGCUGCUUUUUCAUCAAGCGAGAUGCCAUUACACAAAUACCCACCGCGCCUGUGGGAAGCCUUGAAAUUACAGAAAGGGAUCUACGCCCGUCUGCCACAGCAUUACCUGAAAUCCCUUCAGGACACAUCACCCCCAACUCCGGUGCAUUGGAAACCUCUGGGUGUGAAAUAUAGAGCAAACCCGAAAACAGGCCACAGAGAGCGGGUUCAGGAUGUACCCAUUCCCAUCUAUUACCCACCGGAGUCGCAGGACGGCCUGUGGGGUGGAGAGGGCUGGGUAUGUGGCUACAGAUACGCAAAUAACGAUAAGCUCUCUGCAAGAGUGAAGAAGGUCUGGAAGCCUCAGCUCUUCAAGAGGGAGCUGUACAGUGAAAUCCUCGACCAGAAGUUCAACAUCACGGUCACGGCUCGCACGCUGGAUCUUAUCGACGCCGCUUACGGCUUUGACUUCUACAUUCUAAAGACACCAAAACAGGACUUGAACUCCAAGUUCGGCAUGGACCUGAAGCGCGCCAUGCUCCUGCGGUUAGCACGCAGAGACACUCAGCUCUAUCCGGACGAUCCGACUCGACGGGAGAAGAUCUACAACAAAUACAAGCAGUUUGAGGUUCCUGCUGAUGAGGCGGAGUGGGUCGGCCUGAGUUUGGAGGAAGCAGUCGAGAAACAGAGACUCCUUGAGCACAAGGAUCCUGAGCCACUUUACAAGAGCUGUGUGGAGAACCUGGUGAAGGAACUUGCCAUGCAGAAACUCGCUGAACCCCAGGUUGUGGAAAAGAAAGACUGAUGAAAAAUGUAUUUAUUGGGGUUUUGUUUUCUCUGCUUACUUUUGUACUGAUGGCAUUUAUGAUAUGCCAAUAUCCUGUAAAUAUCAAACUGCUAGUCAAACAAUAAAUGAAUUCAUUAUCUGA
Ictalurus punctatus (channel catfish) is the source of this 1032-nucleotide messenger RNA. RefSeq names its product mitochondrial ribosomal protein L28 (gene mrpl28). Gene Ontology annotation, molecular function: structural constituent of ribosome. The transcript is spliced from 6 exons. Gene Ontology annotation, cellular component: mitochondrial large ribosomal subunit. The record is from RefSeq and is a predicted model, not a curated record. NCBI's taxonomy places the organism in Eukaryota, Metazoa, Chordata, Actinopteri, Siluriformes, Ictaluridae. The coding region runs from base 147 to 908 and encodes 253 amino acids.